Chelonus insularis is the source of this 2559-nucleotide messenger RNA. Its product is annotated as GATA zinc finger domain-containing protein 14-like. Lineage: Eukaryota; Metazoa; Arthropoda; Insecta; Hymenoptera; Braconidae. The transcript is spliced from 4 exons. The coding region runs from base 165 to 2195 and encodes 676 amino acids. Gene Ontology annotation, molecular function: chitin binding. The record is from RefSeq and is a predicted model, not a curated record. Gene Ontology annotation, cellular component: extracellular region.
CCAGACAUUCACUAGCGAUCUUACAGUCGCAUCUUCAAGGUGAUUUCAGAAGGUUCUUCUGGUCAAUAAGAGUUACUAUUAAAGUAGUCAUAUAAAAUUGAUUCAUUUUAUACCAAGUGUUGAGUUAAAAACAUUUUAUCUUAAGUUGAAUUAAUUAUUGCAAGAUGUCUUUGAAGAACCUGGUCUUCAUUUCUAUUGCUGGAAUACUCUGGUGUUGCGCGUUAGGUCUACAGAGACCACCACCAAGAUAUUCACAACAAUUUAUGCCGGAAACUUCGUUUACUUGUCGCAACAAGAUUGUGGGUAGUUACUAUGCUGAUCCUGAAGCUGACUGCCAGCUAUUUCACGUAUGCGUUUCAGUAGCUGGCCUCAUUCAAGAUUAUAAAUUUUUGUGCCCCAAUGAUACGGCAUUUGAUCAAGAAAGUCAAACUUGUGCUAACUGGUAUGAUGUCGACUGCGAAGCAGCAACACUUUAUUAUGCGAGCGACAAUUUCGACCUUUACAGAAUCGGUUCAGGUCUUGAAUCCCUUCACUACGACAUGUAUCGUAGUGAUGCAGAGCCUCAAGAUCAUCUUCAGCGCAGUGAAACUAAUGAUCCUGUUCGAUCGGCUGCCAAUAAUUACAAUCGUGUAGCUCAAAAUAAUUAUAAUAACCAAAAUAAUAAUAACAACAACAACAACAACAAAAAUAAUAAUUACAAUAGUGAUAAUUAUAAUAACCAGAAGGGUGAUAUUUUACGAGGAAGUAGCAGCAGCAAUUUUUACAACAGCAGAAAUAAUGGAAAAGAAGAAGACUAUGAUAAUGAGAAGAAUUAUGAACCAAUUGUUGAAGCUAAAAAGAAACCUGGUGUUAGAAAAGUUGCCAGAAAGCAACAGUUUUAUAACAAUAAUAAUAAUGAGAAUAAUUAUGCAUCGUCAACUACUGCUGCUCCAGUAUCUUCAACGACUCAACAUUAUAAUAAUAAUAAUAAUUAUUACAAUAGUUAUAAUAGUCGUCGUAACAAUAAUCAUAAUGAAGCAACAUCAUCAUCACCAUCAACAACAGUACGUCCCAUUGAUGACUACAAUAAACAGUUCAAUGUUAAACAUAACAUUCAAACAUCUACUCAUCGACCUUCAUCAACUGCUCAACAAACUUUUAGUACCUAUCAAGUGCCAAGUACAACUGUAAAAGCACCAGUGUUUAAUAAUAAUAAUAAUAACCAUGUUUAUGGAAAUCAAAAAAGUAACACAUUGGGAUUAAAUACUCCAACGACUGCCAAGUCAGUUACUUAUAAUCAAAAUUUCCAAUAUUCACCAAGUACACCUAGAUCAACAAGCUACAGUCAAAACUAUCAAGAUAAAUAUAAUAAUCAGGACACGCAGUUUAACCAAAAUUCACGAACUCCAUCUACCACUGUAGCACCCAGUACUAAUUAUCAGCAAACAGAUUACACUCAUUUCCAACAGAGAAAUUACAACAACAUUCAAAGAUCAACUUCUACCACUAUUUUCCCAUCAACCACAGCAGCUUAUGUUGAUAAUAAUAGCAAUAAAUUUAACAGUAAAUCAGAUGGAAUCACUUCAUCACGUACUGGUACAUCCCAGACAACGAAAUUUUAUCCAAACUAUUCAGCUAAUAAUUUUGCUCCAACUACUUACUCUCCUAUUACCACGAAAAAGAAUAAUGAUAAUAAUGGACAAUAUCGUGAUUCCAAUAUCCAAUCAUCAAAAUCUACUCAAUACUUUGAUUCUACGAAACCACCAAAAAAGAAUAAUCAAUACAAUAAUUAUGAUAACAACAACAAUUCGGGUAAAUACUUUGAAACAAGCACUGCCAACUAUGACUUUGUAAGAUCUCAAGGCAUUGGAUUCAGUCCAUCAAGUAUUAAUCUUUUAGCAGAAACUCCCAAAACAACUACUCUUGCUCCACGAAGAACCGCAGCACCAACUACUUAUAAUCCAAAUAACUUUAAUUAUCGUGGAUCACAACAAUAUUCAACCACACCUAGAGGAUCAACUUACAACAGUGGUUCAACUCGACCUUUUUCUUCUACUCCAACAUUUACAGAUGACACAACUUCGAAACCAAAGUCUACUAAAAAGAAUGACUAUGAUUAUGCCUAUUAUGAUAAUGUCGGGGCAUUAGAGUAUGAUGGUCUUGACUUGGAAAAUGUAGCUCGAAAUAAAGAAUCUUCAAAGAUAGCAAGGAAUUAGAUAAAAUUUGAAUAAUUAGUGAAAAAACUAAUAUUAAAUAAAUUGCAAAAAUUUCUUUAAUUAAAUAAAAUGUUAAAGAAAUUAUUGUGACAUGUAGUAGUUUUUUACACAGCCAAUAUUUUAUUAAGAUUAAUCUUUAAUCGAUGUUAUAUUGAUUUGAGAUAGAUGUAAAUAACAAUUGAAUAAAAAUAAAUUUUUUUGUUUUUUUUUUUUAAAUUUUCGAGUUUACAAAUGAAAUUAAAUGAAAUAUGUAUCCAAGAUAUUCAAAAGUAUUUUGUAUGUCAGUAUUUAAAAAUAGAAUAAGAUUAUUCUAUUUUCAAAUCAAUAAUGAAAUGUUGAAUUAAAAAUGAAUGAAUUAUUAUUA